Messenger RNA from Corticium candelabrum, 1288 nucleotides. RefSeq lists its product as uncharacterized. Bases 1 to 1212 code for a protein of 403 amino acids. The transcript is spliced from 5 exons. NCBI's taxonomy places the organism in Eukaryota, Metazoa, Porifera, Homoscleromorpha, Homosclerophorida, Plakinidae. The record is from RefSeq and is a predicted model, not a curated record.
AUGGUAAAGAAUAGUUGCAAGUCAAGUUUACACUACCCUUCAACUGUUAGCUUAAGCUCUUCCUUUCAUCGUAAGCGGAAAGAAAUCAAUGACAUGUUGUGGAAAAGGAAUCAAUUGCUCAAGUUUGGUGUGUGGAAUGUUCGAACAUUAAAGGAUAGGAUAUUGCGUGCUGACUUUCUCACUGACAAAGGAAUUUUGAAUGUCAUUGUUGGUUACGCUCCAACAGAACAAUGCGAAGAGACAGGUUCGCUUGUUGUUGUGCUGGGUGACUUUAAUGCUAGACUUGGAAAGGCAGUGUCAAAAAUUGUUGGUCAGUUUGGUGUAUCACAGUCAACCAGUGACAAUGAUGAGCAUGAUCAGAAACUACUUUGUACGGAUGAUCAGUUAGAUCAUUGGAAGAGACACUUUGACUUGGUAUUAAAUGUCAGACGUCCUAUUGCAAUAGACUCUGGAACGGUUGUACGCUCUGUUGGGUCUGGUGCUCCACUCAGUGAAGAAGAAAUCAUCAAUGCUAUUAAAAAGAAGAGUGCCACAGGAUUGGAAAGAUUCAGUUCUUGUUCCUGUUUUCAAGAAAAAAAUGACAGACUAAUAUGCGACAACUAUCGUGGUAUUUCAUUAGUCAGUGUACCUGGAAAGGUAUUAGCAAAUAUUCUUCUGGAACUACUUAAACAGUCAGUUGAGCCUCUACUACUAGAAGUCCAAUGUGGUUUUCUUUUGGGUAGAGGAACAAUUGAUCAAAUAUGGUUGGUUCGUCAGUUAAUUGAAAAGUCCAUUGAACAUAAGUGUGCUGUCCAUAUUUGUUUUGUUGAUCUGGAAAAAGCUUUUGACUUCGUACCUAGAGAUGUUCUCAGACUACUUUUGAAAGAGAGAAGCAUUGAGGAACAAGUUGUACAAUUGAUUGUUGACAUUCACGAUGGAACACAUUGUGUUGUCAAAUCUAGUGGUGAGAAGUCAUCAAAAUUUGAAGUUACAACUGGUGUACGUCAGGGUUGUGUUAUGUCUUCUGUAUUAUUUAAUCUCGUCAUGGACAAGAUUGUACGCGAAGCACUAAACAAAGCUAAAGUUGGCGGAGUAGAAAUUGAAUACAGGAAAGAGGGAAAUCUCUACAUGAACUACAGAGUCAAAGCUCAAGGAACUAGUGUCAUUAAAGCUGCUAUGUUUGCUGAUGAUUUAGCUUUAAUUGGGAAGACCUCGGGUGAACUACAAAGUUAGUAGACAGUCUACAUGAGUCCUGCUGUACAUAGGGAAUGAAAAUCAGCAUCAAGAAAGCAAAAGUUUUGUGCAUUGG